Dendrobium catenatum is the source of this 2799-nucleotide messenger RNA. Its product is annotated as casein kinase 1-like protein HD16. Gene Ontology annotation, cellular component: nucleus; cytoplasm. Lineage: Eukaryota; Viridiplantae; Streptophyta; Magnoliopsida; Asparagales; Orchidaceae. Gene Ontology annotation, biological process: peptidyl-serine phosphorylation; endocytosis; signal transduction. Bases 364 to 2391 code for a protein of 675 amino acids. Gene Ontology annotation, molecular function: protein serine/threonine kinase activity; ATP binding. The record is from RefSeq and is a predicted model, not a curated record. The transcript is spliced from 17 exons.
UUAAAUGGCGAAUUGAAGUCGACCUAACCGCUCCACCUCCAUAACACCCAGCUUUCAUGUCCACGUCCAAUUUUACCGCGCCCCCUUGCCCAAGAUUCGCUUGCAGGUAUUCCUAAUCCGGCGUGGAGGCCGGCGAAAGUUCGCAAAUUCUGAAGCCGAGCGCAAACAAGGCGUCUAUUUCCUAAAUUACGAUCAGAAGAUAUUCAUUACGGAAACCCUAAUAACUUCCAAUCUACACCCGGGUUGCUCCAAACUUGGUUUUCGUCUUUGGGUUACAGACCACCGGAUCUGCGCAGAUUACUAUGUUUAGAUAUUGUAUCGGAUGACCCGAAGUUGUCGGGAAUGGGAAUGGAUGAAUGAAGAAUGCCAGAACUGCGUGAGGGUGGUUGCAGAGGGCGGGCACUGAAGGAUCAAGUAGUGCGGGUCGAUAGGGUCGCCACUUGGAGGGACGGAAGGAGCAGACAAGCGGUGCAGGAGAACGGUGUGAAAAGGCCUGCUUUGGCGGAGAAUAGGUUCUUGGAGUGCGUUGGGGAGACUGAGGGCUUAAUCGGGGAAGAAGCCGACGAAAGGAGGAUGGGUGACAAUGAUAGCGGUGGCAGGAGCGCGAAUAAGCUCCACAAAGGCGAGGAUGAGGGUUGCACCCCAUCCUUGCCGGAAAAGGUUCAGAUUGGGAACUCCCCCGUUUACAAAAUUGAAAGGAAGCUUGGGAAAGGAGGAUUUGGUCAAGUCUGUCUUGGCCGGCGGAUUUCAGCAACCAAUGCCAAAGACAGAAUUUCGGGCAUUAGUGCUCUAGAAGUGGCACUGAAGUUUGAACAUAGAAACAGCAAGGGGUGUCAUCAUGGACCCCCUUCUGAAUGGCAAGUUUACAACACCCUUAGUGGCAUUCAUGGGGUUCCUCGAGUGCAUUACAAGGGUCGCCAAGGGGACUACUAUGUCAUGGUUAUGGAUAUGUUGGGACCUAGUCUAUGGGAUAUCUGGAAUAAUAACUCUCACACCAUGUCUACUGAUAUGGUUGCAUGUAUUGCUAUUGAAGCCAUUUCCAUACUAGAAAAUAUGCACUCUAAAGGGUAUGUGCAUGGGGAUGUAAAACCAGAAAACUUUUUGCUUGGGCCUCCAGGAACUCAUGAUGAGAAAAGACUAUUUCUUGUUGAUCUUGGCUUAGCUACAAAGUGGAAGGAUGGUUCAACUGGUCAACAUGUUGUCUAUGACCAGCGGCCAGAUAUUUUUAGAGGAACAGUGCGCUAUGCUAGUGUUCAUGCUCAUUUAGGAAGGAUUGGAAGUAGAAGAGAUGAUCUGGAAUCCCUUGCUUACACGCUUGUUUUCCUUCUUCGUGGCCGUCUGCCUUGGCAGGGUUUGCAGGGUGAGAACAAGGGUUUCCUUGUCUGUAAGAAAAAAAUGGCUACAGCUCCUAUUGCUUUGUGUUACUUUUGUCCAUUGCCGUUCAGAUUGUUCCUGGAGUAUGUAGUGAAUCUAAAGUUUGAUGAAGAACCAAAUUAUGCUAAAUACAUUUCACUAUUUGAUGGCAUAGUUGGUCCUAAUCCAGAGAUUAGACCACUUAAUACAGAUGGUGCUCAAAAGCUUAUAUACCAGGUUGGCCAAAAAAGAGGGAGGCUGUCGAUGGAAGGAGAAGACGAGCAACCAAAGAAGAGAGUGCGAAUGGGGACGCCAGCAACUCAAUGGAUUAGUGUUUACAAUGCCCGUCGGCCUAUGAAGCAGAGAUAUCACUACAAUGUUACUGAUUUAAGAAUUGCCCAGCAUAUUGAAAAAGGAAAUGAAGAUGGAUUGUUUAUCAGUUGUGUUUCAUCGAGCUCAAAUUUGUGGGCUCUCAUUAUGGAUGCAGGCACCGGUUUUACUUCUCAAGUUUAUGAACUCUCGCAAAGCUUUCUUCACAAGGAAUGGAUACUGGAGCAAUGGGAGAAAAAUUACUAUAUUAGUGCUCUAGCUGGGACAAACAAUUGCAGUUCUUUUGUGGUGAUGUCUAAAGGCACCCAGUAUACACAGCAGUCAUACAAAGUUAGUGAUUCAUUUCCUUUUAAGUGGAUUACUAAAAAAUGGAGGGAGGGUUUCUAUGUUACUUCCAUGGCCACUGCUGGAGCUAGAUGGGCAGUUGUCAUGUCCCGAACUGCUGGCUUUUCAAAUCAGGUUGUUGAACUGGACUUCUUAUAUCCAAGUGAAGGUAUUCAUUGGAGGUGGGAUAGUGGCCAUCGAAUCACUGCCACAGCUGCAACGCCAGAUCAGGCUGCAAUUGUUCUGAGCGUACCAAGAAGAAACCUUGCAGAUGAAACGCAAGAGACACUUAGAACCUCUGCUUUUCCUACUCAGCAUGUCAAGGAGAAGUGGGCAAAGAAUCUCUAUAUGUCAUCAGUAUGCUAUGGAAGAACCGUUUCAUGAUUUGAUUCUUUCUGUUUAGGGUUUAAUAUCAAUUGCUCAUUCUCAAAAGAAGCAUCAUGUAAGUUGGUGUGAGAAAUUUCAAUGUGCAGAUGCCAUUUUUAAGCAUUUUUCACAUUCCUGUCUCUGCUAAUCUCCCACCAUUAAGGUUUUGCAUAUCUGUUAAGAUCAUGAAAUGUCCACUACAGAUGAAUUGCUCAUGUUAUCUUAUUUUAUAAAGGUAAUCUGUAUAGUGAAUCAAAAUGCUGAUAAAAGUAAGAAUAUCAACAGUAAGCCAUCCUGCUAUAGAUAACACUGCUGUUUUGUGUAUGCAGUGGCAGGAAAACCUAACAUUUUAGUAAGGGAUUUGUCAUUUGAUAGUUGAGCAUUUUCUUUCCUUUUUUUUUUGCUCAGUAUAUUUUGAUUUCUUUA